AUGAACUCGCAAACUACGGUGAAUAAAUACUCUGGUGCCCCAAGCAAGGGUCAAAUUUUCGAAUAUGCCAAGACAAUCCUCGACUUGCUCACGCGCCCACCUCGCUCUGAUGGCAAGAUCCUCAUCAUCGGUGGUAUUACAAACUUCGCCAAUGUACUCCUCAAAACGUGUCCGGUUCGGUCUGUAUUCAGAUUCAACAAGCAUUUGCCCCAACCAGGCUUGAACUGGACAUUUGUAACUUUAUGUGAUGUUUGACGCCACUUUACAUAUACAGGCUUUUCAAAUCUAAGAUACGAUGGGCUCGUGCAUAUCUAUUUGGCUGCAUCUAUGCUCAUGUGUAAGCUCAGCCCUCAGGUACCGA
Molecule: messenger RNA, 361 nt
Organism: Suillus discolor
Lineage: Eukaryota; Fungi; Basidiomycota; Agaricomycetes; Boletales; Suillaceae
Exons: 2
Coding region: 1-255 (84 amino acids)
Source: RefSeq, a predicted model, not a curated record